Messenger RNA from Globicephala melas (long-finned pilot whale), 453 nucleotides. Lineage: Eukaryota; Metazoa; Chordata; Mammalia; Artiodactyla; Delphinidae. The record is from RefSeq and is a predicted model, not a curated record.
AUGGUGGCCCAGGGAGUACAUCCACAGCAUCUUCCAAGUUUGCUCCAAGCUGGUGUGCUUCCUCCUGGGAUGGACCUGACUCAUUUACAGGGAAUAUCUGGCUCAAUCCUGGGUCAACCCUUUUACCGUUUACCUGCCACUAGUCACCCUCUCCUAAACCCUCAUCCUGGGACACCUCUGCAUCUGGCAGUGAGGCAACAGCAGCUACAGUGCUCACUUCCUCCAGGCUUUGGUUCCCAGGCAGCUGCUGUCAGCAUUCAGACGAUGACUCAGAAUGUGCCCAGCCGGUCAGGCCUGCCUCAGGUGCACUCCCAGCUAGAGCACCGCCCCAGCCAGAGGAGCAGCUCCCCCGUGGGCCUUGCCAAACGGUGUGGCUCAGAUGUGCUACAGCAGCCCCUGCCCGCCAUGCCCGCCAGAGUCGUCAGUGUAGGUGAACUGGAGUACCGACAGUGA